This is a messenger RNA of Erigeron canadensis, 1504 nucleotides long. RefSeq names its product dehydrogenase/reductase SDR family member on chromosome X. The record is from RefSeq and is a predicted model, not a curated record. The transcript has 10 exons. Lineage: Eukaryota; Viridiplantae; Streptophyta; Magnoliopsida; Asterales; Asteraceae. Bases 166 to 1317 code for a protein of 383 amino acids.
CUUGUAUUGUCUGGGCUUAAAACCUGCUAAGUGAUACUUUAACGAGUCUAAUAAAGUAGUAAUAAUCUACUGUUGGACGGGUGGGUAACUGGGUGGUGUAUGAUAUGCUUGUGCCAAACAAUUAUCUACAUAUUUAGCUGAGAAAAGAAGUGGAAAAAGAAGAAGAUGGUGGCAGUAAAGGAGUUAAUAGAAGCCUUAAAAUUCAGUUGCACCAUUUCAUUUUGGAGAAUGUGUUUUCUGUGGACAUUCCCACUUAUCGUAUCUUAUAUAAGGUUGCUCACUCAAUACAUUUUUACCAACAAACCCAUAUAUAACCGUUGUGCUGUUGUACCUUUGCCCCCAUCAUCAUCAUCAUCGAAGUCAUCCGUCAGACGGUUACCGGUCUGCAUCAUCACUGGUGCGACAUCUGGCUUGGGUGCAGCAGCUGCUCUUGCUGUUUCAGAGGAAGGCUUCUUUGUGGUCCUUGCUGGAAGAUCUUUAGACAAACUGUCAAAGGUUAUGUCUGAGAUUAGAAAACAGAGCAAUGAGGCUCAUCUUGAAGCUUUUGAAGUUGACUUAUCAUCCUUUUCAUCAAUAAUGAGGUUUAAAGAAUCUCUUGAAAAGUGGCUUUUGGACUCAGAUAUGCAUCCUUCAAUUCAGCUCCUGAUAAAUAACGCCGGGAUACUUGCAACAACAAGUGGACUUACUGCUGAAGGCCAUGAUCGAAUGAUGGGGAUUAAUUACAUUGGGGCAUUCUCUCUGACAGAAGCUUUACUGCCACUCCUAAAGAACAGUCCAAUUCCUUCACGUAUAGUUAAUGUUACAUCCUUUACACAUCGGAAUGUGUCUAACUUUCAGGCAGAGAAAGAGACUGUUUCUGGCAAGCAUUAUUCAAAGUCUAAGCACUACCCAUGUGCUGAGAUCUAUGAGAACUCUAAAUUAUGCAUGUUACUUUUUGCAUAUGAACUCCAUAGACAACUUCACCUCACUGAAGGAUCUUAUCCAAUAUCAGUAAUGGCCGCGGAUCCUGGAGCAGUGAAAACCAACAUCAUGCGAGAAGUACCAUGUUAUAUCUCACAAGUUGCUUUUACUGCCCUGCAGUUUUUGGGCCUUCUGCAGUCACCUCAUAAUGGUAUCUCUUCAAUUCUAGAUGCAUCCCUUGCCCCUCCAGAAACAUCAGGGUUAUACUUUUUUGGUGGGAAUGGCAGGACUCUUGAUUCUUCGGCACUAUCAUACAACCUCAAGCUUUCAAGAGAACUGUGGGAUACCUCUUGUGAUAUAUUUCAAGAUUCAUUGUUGAAUUACAAUAGACUUUCUAGUAACGAAAAGGUUGAUUAGCUAAAGGGAAAAUGUGCUGCAUUUAGAUAUCAAUGUCUUGUGUAUUCAGUAUCACUUUGUAUGCAGACACUGUUUAUUUUGCUCAUAGGUCAAUAGCCUUUUUAACUUUUAUGUAAUGACCUUAUUGAAGCAAGUUUGCCGAUUUUGUAAUUACUUAAUGUUGGAUAUUUUAGUAUAAUUGGGUUAA